Molecule: messenger RNA, 2144 nt
Organism: Aspergillus welwitschiae
Lineage: Eukaryota; Fungi; Ascomycota; Eurotiomycetes; Eurotiales; Aspergillaceae
Product: DEAD-box ATP-dependent RNA helicase DBP2
Exons: 5
Coding region: 228-1907 (559 amino acids)
Biological process (GO): rRNA processing
Cellular component (GO): ribonucleoprotein complex; cytoplasm; nucleus
Molecular function (GO): RNA binding; ATP binding; RNA helicase activity
Source: RefSeq, a predicted model, not a curated record
UUCUGCUUCAUCCUUUCUCUCUCUCUCUCUGUGUCUUUUUCUCUCCUUCCUCUCUUUCUCCCUCCUCCAUCUCCUCGUCUUUGAAGGUUGUGUUACUUCCUUCAGACUUCUCUUUGUUGAUUCCCUCGCUCCAGUCCCGUCUCCUCGUGGUCUUCUUGGACGCCCCCGGUUUUUUCUAACCUCAUUAAAAAAAAACUUGUUUUUUUCUUCCUUCACAUAACAUCAUUAUGUCUUCCUACGGCGGCGGCGGCGGCUACCAGCGCGACUCCUACCGCUCCAGAAACGGUGGCGGCGGCGGCGGCUACGGUAACGGUAACGGUUACUCCAACGGCGGAGGCUACGGUGGUGGUGGUGGUGGUGGUUACGGCGGUGGUGGCUAUGGCGGCGGCGGCUACGGUGGCGGCUAUGGUGGCAGAGGUGGUGGUGCCGGCGGUGCUGGCGGAGACCGCAUGUCCAACCUGGGCGCCGGUCUGAAGAAGCAGGAAUGGGAUCUUGACUCCCUGCCCAAGUUCGAGAAGUCCUUCUACAAGGAACACGCCGAUGUCGCCGAGCGCUCUCAGCGUGAUGUUGACGAGUUCCGUAAGAAGCACGAGAUGGCUGUUCAGGGAAGAAACGUUCCUCGCCCUGUCGAGACCUUCGACGAGGCCGGUUUCCCUCAAUACGUUCUCAGCGAGGUCAAGGCCCAGGGCUUCGACCGCCCUACCGCUAUUCAGUCUCAGGGUUGGCCCAUGGCCCUCUCUGGUCGCGACGUUGUCGGUAUCGCUGAGACGGGUUCCGGAAAGACCCUGACCUACUGUCUUCCUGCCAUCGUUCACAUCAACGCCCAGCCCCUCCUCGCCCCCGGUGACGGCCCCAUUGUCCUUAUCCUCGCCCCCACCCGUGAAUUGGCCGUUCAGAUUCAAGCCGAAAUCUCCAAGUUCGGAAAGUCUUCCCGUAUCCGCAACACCUGUGUCUACGGUGGUGUCCCCAAGGGUCCUCAGAUUCGUGACCUGAGCCGUGGUGUGGAAGUCUGCAUUGCGACUCCCGGUCGUCUGAUUGACAUGCUCGAGGCUGGUCGCACCAACCUUCGUCGUGUCACCUACCUCGUUCUGGAUGAGGCCGAUCGCAUGCUGGACAUGGGUUUCGAGCCCCAGAUCCGCAAGAUCAUCUCCCAGAUUCGCCCUGACCGUCAGACUUGCAUGUGGUCCGCUACAUGGCCCAAGGAGGUCCGUCAGCUUGCGUCUGACUUCCUCAACGACUACAUCCAGGUUAACAUUGGUUCCAUGGAUCUGUCGGCCAACCACCGUAUCACUCAGAUCGUCGAGGUCGUCUCGGACUUCGAGAAGCGCGACAAGAUGAUCAAGCACCUCGAGAAGAUCAUGGAGAACCGUGCCAACAAGUGCCUUAUCUUCACCGGCACCAAGCGCAUCGCUGACGAAAUUACUCGCUUCCUCCGCCAGGACGGAUGGCCGGCACUUUCUAUUCACGGUGAUAAGCAACAGCAAGAAAGAGAUUGGGUCUUGAACGAGUUCAAGACGGGCAAGAGCCCAAUCAUGGUGGCUACUGAUGUGGCUUCCCGUGGUAUCGAUGUGCGCGACAUCACACACGUUCUCAACUAUGACUACCCCAACAACUCGGAGGACUACGUUCACCGUAUUGGUAGAACUGGUCGUGCCGGUGCUAAGGGUACCGCCAUCACCUUCUUUACCACUGACAACUCCAAGCAGGCUCGUGACUUGGUCACCAUUCUCACUGAGGCCAAACAGCAGAUUGACCCCCGUCUCGCCGAGAUGGUCCGCUACAGUGGCGGUGGUGGUCAUGGCCACGGUGGCUAUGGCCGCUGGGGUGGCCGUGGUGGUGGCCGUGGCCGCGGCAACCACUUCACUGCUUCCAAUGCUGCUCCUCUUGGUGGCAACCGUCGCUGGUAACCUGACCUCGCUGCUCAGUUCACUCACUGAGCUUGUAUUCCAUUCUCACAUCGGUAGACGUUCUUUUUCCUUCGCAUGAUUCCUUUUUCGUAACCACGGUACGGGCGGCGUUCGUCGAUAUUACGAUAGACUAUUCGCGUGUUUUGCUCAGUUUACAACAACAGGCUCCCCCGACAUAGGGUGACCUCGAAACCUACACGAUUGUGCACUGAUAUUUCUCAUGGAUACACGUUAAUU